CAGACAGAAGAAGAAGACGUGAUGACGCCGGUGGUUACGCAACUUCUGCUCGCGCUCAGUCACGUCACACAAGGUCGUUGUAGCAGCCGCAGACAUGAUGUCCCUCGCAGCCCGGUCGGGGGCUUUCUCCCCGUACAUGCAGGCCACAGCCUUUACGGUGGCGGGGCCCCUGAAGGCGCUGGUCCCGGGGGUCGUCGUGAAGGAGGAGAAGAUUUUACUGGACACCAAAAAGAAGUUCCUGUGCCGGGAGACGAUGAGCGGACAGAGCCCGAAGACCGGGCCCUCUGUGUCUGUUAGCAUCAAUGGAUGUGCAGGAGUCCGCUACGCCCACACAGACAUCAGGGUGCCAGACUUCUCAGACUACAGGCGCCCUGAAGUUCUGGACCCUAACAAGUCUUCCCAGGAAAGCAGUGAGUCCAGAAGAACCUUCUCCUACCUGGUCACAGGGGCCAGCACAGUAGUGGGUGUGUACGCUGCCAAGACAGUGGUCUCACAGUUUGUGUCCUCCAUGAGCGCCUCGGCCGACGUCCUGGCUCUGUCCAAGAUUGAGAUAAAGCUGAGCGACAUCCCAGAGGGCAAGAACAUGACCUUCAAGUGGAGGGGCAAGCCGCUGUUCGUCCGCCACCGCACCGAAAAGGAGAUUGCCGCGGAGGAAGCCGUCAACCUGGCGGAGCUGCGAGACCCUGAGCACGACAAAGACCGCGUCCUCAACCCCCGCUGGAUCAUCGUGCUUGGAGUGUGCACACACUUGGGCUGUGUACCAAUCGCCAACGCUGGAGACUACGGGGGAUACUACUGCCCCUGUCACGGCUCUCACUACGACGCCUCUGGACGCAUCAGGAAGGGUCCCGCCCCCCUCAACCUAGAGGUCCCCUUCUACGAGUUCCCUGAUGAGGAGUCGGUGGUGGUGGGAUAAAACCUGUCCUCAGACUCUGAUGGUUAACAGCAUGGAGACGUGUCUGUGUGUGUGAGACAUGGUCAGGUGUUAGUAUGAACUCAGCAGGUGGACAUGUUCAUUUCUCUGCAGCAUCUCUGUCACAUGACAGCAGCUCUGUGUGGUCACAUGAUGUAUUUAUCUGUAAACAAGCAGCAGCUUUUAAUCAGCGUUCCCUCUCUGUGUCCGUCUUUAGGAGGACUCUGUCUUUAGUCUGAUGUUAACAUGAACAGAGAGUCUUGUCAUUAAGUUAUGGUCCAGCUCAGUAACGGAGAACAGCUGUGAUGUUUAUGACUGGAUAAUAAAGAUUUCUAUUUUAUUUCAA
This is a messenger RNA of Notolabrus celidotus (New Zealand spotty), 1259 nucleotides long. RefSeq names its product cytochrome b-c1 complex subunit Rieske, mitochondrial (gene uqcrfs1). Gene Ontology annotation, molecular function: 2 iron, 2 sulfur cluster binding; quinol-cytochrome-c reductase activity. The transcript is spliced from 2 exons. The record is from RefSeq and is a predicted model, not a curated record. Gene Ontology annotation, cellular component: membrane. The coding region runs from base 95 to 916 and encodes 273 amino acids. Gene Ontology annotation, biological process: mitochondrial electron transport, ubiquinol to cytochrome c. NCBI's taxonomy places the organism in Eukaryota, Metazoa, Chordata, Actinopteri, Labriformes, Labridae.